CGAUUUCAAAUAUCUUUAUCAAAAUUCAAGAUUUCUGAUGAAAUUAAAAAAAGAGGAAGUUACAAGCCACAGAUAAAAGCAAAGCUAAACACGUACCUUCUUUUAACAAAAGAUAAUAAAAUUAAGCUUAAGGAUUUGCUUGAUAAUAGUACGCCUAAAAUAGUUGAAAAGGAAUGGGAUUUAUCCGACAAAGAUCAAGUUGUAAAUCGUGAUCAAUUGUUUAAAGAAAAUAAUCUUAACCUUGAUCCUGAUGAUUGCAUAAGUAGAAGUUAUCGCGAAAAAGAAGUUGUAUCUGGUUCUCGUAUUCCAGUAGCUCGUUAUCUCUAUGUAGAAUACUUAAAACAUUCUGAGCAAUGUGUAAUUUCCCAAUCGCAGCGUGAUCCACCAUAUAGACUCUUACCAUAUAUGAAAAAAAGCAUUGAAAACUUACUAGGUCUUAAUGUAAGAACUUCAGACAUCAUUGCUCAAAAUGCCAGAAUC
Racocetra persica is the source of this 480-nucleotide messenger RNA. The record is from the annotation of a GenBank genome assembly. NCBI's taxonomy places the organism in Eukaryota, Fungi, Glomeromycota, Glomeromycetes, Diversisporales, Gigasporaceae.